Molecule: messenger RNA, 2855 nt
Organism: Hippocampus zosterae (dwarf seahorse)
Lineage: Eukaryota; Metazoa; Chordata; Actinopteri; Syngnathiformes; Syngnathidae
Gene: crlf3
Product: cytokine receptor-like factor 3
Exons: 9
Coding region: 150-1502 (450 amino acids)
Molecular function (GO): protein binding
Source: RefSeq, a predicted model, not a curated record
UUUGUGGACUUGAGUGUUCAAGUUGAAGUCGACCGAGGGACUGAGGCAGCGUCGCCUGCGGUCGGGCUACGUUGAAUGCAGUCUGGAUAUCGGCGACGAAAUGAAGGCCAGAAAAGUAUAAAAAACGAGAGAGCGAGCAAGCGGCGAGGAUGUCGGCGGAGGUGGAUGUCCUGAUGCAGGAGGCCAAGGAGAGCAUCGAGGCGGCGCAGAAUUUUCGCACCGAGCUGCAGCAGAGACUCGGGGGACUCAACCAGGCGCGACAACAGGUGCGGGGCAGUUCGACCCAGGCCCGCGAUGCCCUCCGCAGGCACUUUACCGAACUGCAGGCGGCGGCCACCCGGCUACUGUCGGAGCGACUGAGCGCACUCCUUGCCGAGGUGGACGCCAUUGAGGCGGACAGCGUCAGGCCUCUGGAUGACUGUCAGAGCCUGGUGGAGUACGGCAUGGGCCAGGCUGAUGAGCUCCUUCGAGAGGGGGAAGCGGCUCUGCGCUGCGGUCUCGGUGAGAAAGAAGAUAAACUGGGAAGCUUCACCAAGAAGGCCAUGCACAUCCAGUUAGACAGCCUGCCGGAGGUUCCGGCUCUGGUGGACGUCCCGUGCGUGUCGGCCCAGUUCGACGACUCCCUGCUGGUUCUGUUGCGUGAGCGCGCGUGCCGCCACGGCUCGGUGGCCUCUCACCCGCCCGUCCUCAUUGAGGAACUGCAGGAGAGACCCGGGAGCAUCUUGGUGCGCUGGUGUAAGGUGGACGAGGACUUUGCUGCUGCAGAUUACCGGCUGCAGUACCGGCGCUCGGGCAAUGGGGGGAGCCAGUACGAGGAUGCCUACGUGGGGCAUGACACAGACUUCCUGGCGCUCGGUCUGGACCCUAACACUGACUACAUGUUCAGGGUGUGCGCCCGAGGCGAGGGCCGCACUGAGUGGAGCCCCUGGAGCGUCUCCCAGACAGGAUUCACCACCAUGGAGCCGCAUGAGUGGCGUCCAGGCACGGAGGGUUACAUCGUGAAUAGCAGACGUAACAUCGCCUUGAGGAACGAUUCUGUUCCGUCCGGCUGCCCUGUGCUUUACUCCAAUGCGCCCACCUACUUCUGUGGCCUCACGCUUACCUUCAAGAUUUCGGCCACCGGUAAGCCUGACCGCCGGGACAGUUUGGGCGUGUGCGUGGACGGAGAAAAAAGCUGCCGCUCACUACAGAGAGAUCAAGCCGUCUGCAUCUCCACCAAUGGCGCCGUGUACGUCAACGGCAAGGAGAUGACCAAUCAGCUUCCGUCGAUCACGCUGGGUUCGGCUGUGACGUUCGACAUGGAGGUGGUGGGCGUGGUCCCACUCAACAACGACCACGUCAGUGACGACGUCGGCAACAACGUGAGCAGCUUGAAGCUGCGCGUCACCAUCGGCUCAGGCAGCCGCGAGGUGGUUUUCGAUUGGCUGCUGGACACGGCCGUAGACGGCCUCUUCUUCGGGUGUGCCUUCGCGCAUACCGGCUGGAAGGUGCUCGUCUUUUAAUGGACAAUGCAGGACAUAAACGAUGCAUUGACGCCUCCAAGUUCCGGGAACGUUUAGUUCGUGUUACUUCCUGGAUUAAGGAGCAUUCACAAUUACGUAAGGUUCUUGGAUCUCUUGGAAAUACUGCCGCCCCUAGUAGGUUUUUUUUUUGGACCCAAAACUUUCCUCAGUACUUAAUAUUUCCUGCAGUCCAAAUACACAAUAGAUGUUUGUUUGUUUGGGUUUUUUUCCCGUUGAAGUUCCAGGAGCUUUUAGUUCUUAAUGUUUAUCAAUCAUGGAACUUACUUGUUCCAAUCAGGUAUGAUGAACCCAUUCCAAAAGCUCCUGAACCUUUCAAAACCAAUUUGAUGACCUCAUCAGCCCCCUGAAGCCAUUUUGUAGGACUCGUAUACAUUAGUUGAUUAUUGUGUUUACAAUCACUUACAAUGGCAUUCGCAUGCCUUUUUUCCCCCAAAUACAGUCAAACCUCGGUUUUCGAACAUCUCUGUUCUCGACCGAAUCGGUUUUCAACUAAAAAUGUAGAGUUGUUUUUUAUGGCUUGGAUGACGACCGAAUUUCGGUUCUCGAACAACCUUGUUUAGCGUUACAUGAUGAACAGAUGUGUUCAGUAAAGAUUUUUUUUUUUUAAAGAGCGUGGUUUCGGUUUUCGAACAGCCUACUGGAACAGAUUAUGGUCGAAAACCGAGGUAUGAGUGUAGAUGACAAUUAAUCCCCUUCCUGGAAAUGGUGUGAAUCAAGAAAGACUGAACACCUGACAAUUUUCAUUUUUUCAAAAAUCUUUGAUACUGUGAAACUUUCGAGGUUUUUAGUUGUGCACGUGUCGGCGUGACGUCAUGGUGUGUAAGGUGCCAAUAAAAAAGGGGGCCCACAAACUUUUUGUGGGUACUACAAACUACAGGGUGGCAAAAAAAUGUGAUGGCAAAUUCUGCAAAAAAGUUCCGUAAAACAUGGAGACAAUCUUUCGGACUUAUUUUUUUUUCCAGUCAAUCCUGCUUACUUGUGUGGUUGAUUGACCUUGUGGGGAAUUGUAGACUAGGCUCGCUUCAGGUACAAAGUUCUUUCAGAAGCUUGCCUUGUGUGAUCUUGAGUGUCUUUAACAACAACAACAAAAAAGGAUUGUUACUGUAUUUGUUACUAAUAUUGUAGAUGACUUGUUCUAUGGAGGAUAUGUUGCCAAAAGGAGUUAGUAUUUGCUGAUGUUUUACACAAGCUUGUAAUCACACGUCUUUGUUUUGUUCACCCAGUGAAGGAUGAAGGCGUCCUUCACCGUGGAGCCACAAAAUGUUAAUAUUCUUUGGUUUAAAAAGAAAUGCGAAAGAUCUAUGUCCUUAAAUAAUAAACCAUUCACAAAGA